AGCCGUUCCUAAAAGUAAAAAUUAAGCUAAGAGGUUUUGGCAACAGUUUUCGCCAUGUGCUUUCAAAACAAUUUUAAUGUUUACACUUUUGCUUUGUGAAAAGUCUUGAACGUUAAUGAUUUAAAAGGUUUUUCUUUCAAUUUAACUUCACCAAAAUGCUAAGAAGACAAGCCAGAUUAAGGCGUGAAUUUUUAUAUGGAAAGUCUGUAGAACAUAAACAAGCUGCAAUUCUAGAAAAGAAAAAGCAAGUUAAAAAGUCACUUGAAGAAAAUAAGGUGUUACCUACAACAGUUAGAAAUCAAGCACUAAGAUUCCAAGAUUCAUUAGAGUGGGAUGAUAAUACUGAAGAUGUCACAACUCAUGAAGAUAAUGAAUAUCGCUGGGCAGGAGUGGAGGAUCCAAAAAUUGUAAUCACUACUAGUCAUGAUCCCAGUGUGAAGUUGAAACAGUUUGCUAAAGAAUUAAGGCUUGUUUUUCCUAAUGCACAACGUUUGAACAGAGGAAACUAUGACUUAAAGCAUUUAAUUGAUGCUUGUAGAGCUAAUGAUGUCACAGAUUUCAUAAUUGUCCAUGAAACUAGAGGAAAACCAGACAGUCUUAUCAUCAGCCAUUUACCCCAUGGACCAACAGCACGUUUUACAAUUGUAAAUACCAUCAUGAGACAUGAUAUUAAGGAUGUUGAAACAAUGCCUCAGGAAUAUCCUCAUCUCAUAUUCCAUAAUUUCAAAACUAAACUGGGCCAAAGGGUUGUCAACAUUUUAAAGCAUUUAUUUCCUGUACCUAAGGAUGAAAGCAAACGUGUAGUCACAUGUAUAAACCAUGAAGAUUUCAUAUUAUUUAGGCACCAUCAGUAUUACAAAGAAGAUAAUAAAGUUCUCUUACGUGAAUUGGGUCCAAGAUUUGAACUGAAGUUGUAUGAAAUUAAAUUGGGCACUUUGGAUCAGGAUGCAGUUGCCGAUGUCGAAUGGUCUCUACGUCCGUACACAAACACAGCAAGGAAACAAAGAUUUCUUAGUAAAGAUGCUUUGUAAAUUCA
Uloborus diversus is the source of this 1036-nucleotide messenger RNA. RefSeq names its product U3 small nucleolar ribonucleoprotein protein IMP4-like. NCBI's taxonomy places the organism in Eukaryota, Metazoa, Arthropoda, Arachnida, Araneae, Uloboridae. The record is from RefSeq and is a predicted model, not a curated record. The transcript is spliced from 9 exons. Gene Ontology annotation, cellular component: small-subunit processome; nucleolus; Mpp10 complex. The coding region runs from base 156 to 1031 and encodes 291 amino acids. Gene Ontology annotation, molecular function: snoRNA binding; rRNA primary transcript binding. Gene Ontology annotation, biological process: rRNA processing.